UUGACAUAUUGAUUUUCAAAGAAAUUGCGGGUUUAACUGCAAUUUCCAACGUGGAGCGAGACUCCUUAAUACCAACGCAUCGGUCGUCGUUUGUCUUGUUCACCACCGGCGAUGUUGCCCUAUCGGAAUCUUGUCGAAGCGGAGGUGGCGCUCGGUAGAAACCUCACGACCUUCGAAACCUUCUGGUUCCAUUACUCUGCAUUGAUGCCCGAUUACCUCCUCUACUACCACAACAUCGCCUUCCUCUUCCUCAUUUUCACACUUGUCCCACUGCCCAUCGCCGUUGCAGAGCUCAUCAGUCCAUCCACCAUCGCGCCCUUCAAGCUCCAACCGAAGGUCAUCCUCCCGCCCACAUCCUUCCUCAAAUGCUAUAAAGAAGUUCUCCGCGUCUUCUUCUUCGUCGUCGGCCCUCUCCAGCUCAUUUCAUACCCCUCCGUCAAGUUGGUGGGGAUCAGGACCGGGCUACCAUUGCCGUCAUUGUGGGAGAUAGUGGCGCAGUUGGUGGUCUAUUUUUUGGUGGAGGAUUAUACGAAUUAUUGGAUCCAUCGGGCCAUGCAUUUGAAGUGGGGUUACGAGAAGAUCCACCAUGUGCAUCAUGAGUUCACGGCGCCAAUGGGGUUCGCGGCUCCGUACGCGCACUGGGCGGAGGUGCUUGUCCUUGGAAUUCCCUCGUUCCUUGGGCCAGCUUUGGCUCCGGGGCAUAUGAUCACUUUCUGGCUCUGGAUUGCCCUGCGCCAGAUUGAAGCCAUCGAGACGCAUAGCGGUUAUGACUUUCCCUUCAGCCCUACAAAGUUUAUUCCUUUCUAUGGAGGUGCGGAACACCAUGAUUAUCACCAUUAUGUUGGUGGGCAGAGCCAAAGUAACUUUGCAUCGGUAUUUACCUAUUGUGACUACAUUUAUGGGACUGACAAGGGCUUUAGAUUUCAGAAAGCACAUCGUGCAAAGUUGAGAGAGCAGUGGAUAGCAGGGGAACAGAACGAAAUAGACAUCUCAAACCACAAAGGCAAGUUUGAGUAGAUCCAAAUUUUAUCUUUUUUGUUUGUUCUGGCUGCACUUGGAAGUUUUGGUUACUGAUGUUAUGCCAGGCUGGUUGUGUCUAUUGGUAAUAUUAUAUAUUGAUUCAUGUGUUUGCUUCCUAUCAAGUUGUAUUAAACCCUACCAAAUACUAAAGAGAUAUUGUUGACCUAAUUCUCUAGAACUUGCAUGAAUUUGUAGCUUUUUUUUUUAUGUGCC
Molecule: messenger RNA, 1233 nt
Organism: Phalaenopsis equestris
Lineage: Eukaryota; Viridiplantae; Streptophyta; Magnoliopsida; Asparagales; Orchidaceae
Product: methylsterol monooxygenase 1-1-like
Exons: 5
Coding region: 112-1017 (301 amino acids)
Biological process (GO): sterol biosynthetic process
Molecular function (GO): iron ion binding; C-4 methylsterol oxidase activity
Source: RefSeq, a predicted model, not a curated record